Acanthoscelides obtectus is the source of this 7986-nucleotide messenger RNA. Lineage: Eukaryota; Metazoa; Arthropoda; Insecta; Coleoptera; Chrysomelidae. The record is from the annotation of a GenBank genome assembly.
CAGCACCUGCUUGAUUAUAGUAUACCUAUUUCACGAGUAUCCAUCACGGUGGAAUGACAGCUGAUUGUAAUAUUUUGUUUUUUCGGACGCUACAGAUUCAUUUUGUACUUGCUAACAGCUCUUUUAUGUAGAAAAGUUCAUUUAAAUACAAAAAGCAAAACGCAACAAACAAGUUUUACUAGAUUUACUCCCGAGCCAUUAUUGCCAACGUCGCAGACAGUAGAUGUCAAAACGUGAUGGAUACUCGUGAAAUAGGGUAUACCUACAAAUUUACAAUCACAAAACACAAGAUUGAUUUACAGUCCAGUGUAUAUGUUUUGUGUUUACAAUCACAACACAGAUUUUCUGUAUCAAUGUGCCCAGUUCUGGAAGAUUACUAAACUAGAAAUUAUACCUACCAAAUAUGAAAAGAUUAGGCCGUAGACACUAUAGGCAGGACGAAAAGUAGAAAGCAGUCGAUAUAAAGCAAGCAACGAUGACGAAAAAUAAAUUAUUACGUAUAACCCAAAUAAAUGCUGCCCAUUUAGAUAAGGAAAUCUACAAUACUUUUAAUACAAUUCUUCGAGAUGCUAUGAAAAACUUACCACCACAAAUUACAGCACGUUGUGAUCUGGAAAUAAGUCUUUUGCUAAAAUUAGCUCUUACAUACAAUUCCGUUGUGAAAUCUGGAAGUACGUUUGGUCAACAGCUACUAUCAAUAAAAUACAAUCAGAUUUCACCUACCCAGAAAGCAUUGUACCUCAUAUCUGAGUGUUUAGAUUAUGUGAGAGUUAAACUAGAUAUGUGGAAACCUACUCACAGGAUCAAUAGUACCAUAUUCAACAUCUAUGUGUUGAUAAAAAUGCUGGAAUAUGUCAAUUUGUCUAUGUUCCUACUAAGUGGAGAGAAGCCUUUACUUAUCGAUAGAGUAUUGGGUUUGCAGCAGGUAUAUGCUAUCGAAAAUGGCCAAAGGCAGUUUGGUUCAAAGUAUCUUGCAAGGGAGUUACUGUGGAAUGGAUUUAUUGAAAUCCUAAUUUAUAUUCUACCAUUAAUCAACUAUCACAAAAUGAAAAGAAUAGUGAGAAGCUGGAAUUGGAUGCACAAAAAGCCAAAACGUCCGGUUGAGGAGAGAGUAAUGACAGUAGCAACAAAGUGUACUUAUUGUGGGGAGAAUCCUAUCUCACCUUACCACAUGGGUUGUCCACAUAUAUUUUGCUACUAUUGUUUAAAAGCAAAUCAGGCAGCCGACGCAAAGUUUGAGUGUCCUGUUUGUGAAAGUGGGUUUUUCAACAUGAUUUGUGAUCCAGUCGAGUCAUUUUGACCACAUUUGUUGUUUUACAAAAUGUUUGUUUUAUUACUCUUUUGAAUGUGAUUUCUUAGUUGGAAAUUUUUUAUUUAACAUAUUCUGUAUACAGGGUGACAGGUAAAUAGGUGUAAAACAUUUUAGGAGGUGAUAGUACAGCCCCUUUGCUAUCGAAAUUAGUAUAUAAUACCAUACCCUAUAUUCAAAGGUUGAAAAGUUAUUGAAGAUUUAAGAUUUUUUUAAAAACAAUCCAGGGUACCAGUGAAUGAACGCGUUAGGCCUUUUUCAAAGUAACCACUAAUUUUAUAAAUCCAUAUUAUAAGGUAACAUUUAAAAAAAAUACUAAAUACUCGCUGUUUCAGUUGAGAAUAUAUAUUUAAAAUCACAUUUUCACAAACUUACAUAUUAUUCAGUAAAAAAAUAAAAUAAUUAACCAUUUCACUAAAUCCUAGUUAAUGAACACGUGUUGCCAGUAAAUGAACAAUGUGUAUCUAGUAAAUGAACAUAAAUUCUAAUAAAUGAACAAUGGGUAUCUAGUAAAUGAACUAACUGAAUCCUACACAUUUUUGGUACUACAUCUAGGUUGCGUUAACUUAAGAUUAGAAAUCUAUAACUAUAGAUUGAUUUAGAUAUGACCAGGUGCCUAUUCUAAAGGUAAGUAUUUCUCUAUUUCAUUGCAUUCAAAUAUGCCCCUACGAAUUAAUCUUGGUUCAGUAAUUUGUUCUAAAAUAGACGCUUUAUUGUACCAAAUUUGAUCAACUCGACCGGGCCAUUUAAAAUGAUAUUUUCCUUCAAUAUCAACCUUGCACAUAGUCUGCACUUCGUAUUCCUCGCCUUCUAUAUUCUUGACGAUUCCUGGAAACGGCUUUUCAUCAUAAAGGACGAUUACAUAGGACCCAGUAUCAGGUCCAGAUGAGUUUGAAUUUUCUUCUGCGCCGAUAUUAUUUUCCUUCAUAUCGAGCGAGUCAUUUCCACCACUUUUGCGUUCUGUAUGAUUCUUAAUGUUGUCUUUUAUCUUAGUUUUACGUUUAGGAUUAAUCUUCUUGGUUUUAGCCUUCAAAUUGACCUUCAAUUUUCGUUGUACUCUCAGUUCUUCUUUUUUCUGUUUCACUGCUUCUUUCUUAUCCAUAAAUUCUUUAAACUUCUUAGAAGUAAUUGCGUACGGCAUACGAGUGUUAUCGUUAGAUUUACGUUUUGUAGACUUCACUGGUUCACUAGGCCAACGCAAAUGUUGCGACCACACCUCUUUCUCAUCUAUAACCUUUUUCGGGAGCGUAUUUUCUGAAAUGUUGUCCGCUUCCGUUUUGUUCAUUGUGUUGACUUUCAAUCUUCUGUAGUUUUUCAGGUUUUGUCACGCUGUAGUUUUGUAAAAUACUUUCAGAUUCAUUAAUCAAAUUAACAUCUUCCAUCGUAAGCUGGUCUCCCCCUCUAUUCUUCACCAGGUCUUCGAGGGUAACAACACUGUGUACAAUAAUUUUUUUCGAAGGUUCUUCCGUAGCGCAGCUUACUGACUCGUCUAAUUGUUGGUUUUCCGUAGCACUACUGCACACUAUCCCGUCGAGUUCAAUAGGCAUACUAUUAAUAUCGAAUUCAUUGAAAUCAGAAAAAUCAUUUAUUAGUGAUUCAAAUUGAUCAUUGCACAAACUCCAAAUGUGAAAUAGUUGGUUUGUAGAUGAAUCUCCGAUAUCUCUCAAUCGACUAAACUGGUCUAAUAAGGGUGGAUCCCCAUAUGAUGUUCGAGAACUUUAAGAGUACUUUUAUAAUCUGCAGAAUUAACAGGAUUUGCAAUAGUUCGCACAACUUCAAACUCCCGAAUUUCUUUCGGCCUGUUCGAAAUACAUUUCGAAUAGUCUACUGCAUUUGGGUCAAAAGGAAAUAAACCGGUUACUCGAAAUCCAGCCAUUAUUGUUUCAGGUUUGAUGGCUUUAUCAAAAGCAUUUUUAAAUAGAGGUGCAAAGUUGGUUUUUGUGAUAGACUUUUGUGAAUCCUGUUUUUGCCUCAUAACAACAUCUUUCCAGGCUACUUUCAAAGCUUUGAACACCGCGACGUCACAGGGUUGGAGUAUGUGAGUAGCAUUAGGCAGCAAACAAAAUAAUAUAAUAUUGUUUUUUAUGCAAAAGUUGAAAAGAUCCAUGCUUAUGUGCGAUUUGUGUCCAUCUAACAGUAACAAAACGGGUAGUUUUAUAUUAUUUUCUUCCAACCACGGAUAGAAGAUAUUGGCUACGAAUUCGUAAAAUGUCGCACUCACCAUCCACCCUGAAUCCGACCGACCUAUUCCCCAAUUAUCUGGCAUAGAUGUAACAAUAUCCCGAGGUAUUCUUUUGUAUGGAUACACCACCAUCGGAGGUACACAGACACCUGCCGCCGAGAAAGUGCAAAGGACGGUAAUGCACUCUUUCUCUGGUCCACUUGCCAGCUCAUAAAAGUUCUUAUAAUUUUUUGGACCUAACAAUUUUCCCGAUUUUGGACAUGUCUGCAACCCUGUCUCGUCUGCGUUAAAAAUUCUUUCAGGGCAUGAUAGAAUAUCCUCAGCAUUUUCGCUGAUUAGAUAAUCCUUUAGUUCACCGAACCAUGUCCGAAUGCCUUCUUCUGUAACUGAUGCUCGACCUUUUGAAAUUAUUUCAGUGUUUCGCUUCGUAACAUUGGGGUGCCUUUGAAGAAAAAGUUUCAUCCAUUUUUUUCCUGGCCUAUCAUCUGUGAAAACAUUUGGUCGUUUCACAAUUUUCAAAACUCGUUGAACUGAAUCUUUAACUUCGUCUGGGUCCAUUGGAAAACCUAACAUUGCUUUGGAUAAAAUCCAUUUUUCUAGAUUGGCCUCCUCUUCCAUUGUAAGAAUGGUUGUGGGUCCCAUUUUUCUCACUGCAGGCACUUUGCCUCUUAAUUUAUUCGAUAAAGUACUUUUCGGAAUUCCAUAUUUUUUACUUGCUUGGGAAAUGUUCAAUUUUGAUUGUCUGAUGAACUCUACUGCCUCUUGUAGCUGCGCCUCCGUGUAUCGAAAUCUCUUGUUUUUUUUGGAUUUUCCAUAUCUAUAAAAAGACAUCAUCAUACCAACCCAUCUUUCCACGCAAGUAAGUAUAAUAUUAUGUAGGACAAAAGGGAAUUUGUUAACGAUCAUUCACUGGGUAUUGAAAUUUACUUCGGGAUCCAAUAAAUGAACGAUUUAUAAAAGAGCGUUCAAUUACUGGAUCGGGGCGUAAAUUUAACGUACCACUAUUGUAGACUGAAAGAGCAUAUAAGGAUCUUACGAUAUGAAGAACAAGGAUGAAUUUCAUUUGCAUGUUGAAAUACCCAGUCAAUGAACGAUCUGUUCAUUUACUGGUUUAUCAAUGGCACCAAUGAAUGAACGACUAUAUUUUCUAUUUUGGCGGGAAGUUAGCGUUUUCUAGGUUAUGUUUAGUAUUAAAAAGGAGUAUAUAGGUGUCUUAUUCAAGUAUUUAUUCACAUUACUGCUGCUAUGUGAGCAACAUCCUUAUUAUUGAGAAUAGCUACUUACCUAAGACGUUAUAGCACUUGCUCCGAUAUACCACAAGACAAGAAAUGUGAAUUUUUCUGCCGCCGACACGUUCGUUCACUAGAUCUCAGAAGUGUUAUUUGUGAAACAAGUUAAGACAAACGUUCAAAAUAUGAUGUCAAUUCAUCAAAAAUAAGGCUAGAGGGGAGUCGAAUCUUAAAAAAUAGCUAAAUUUGGGCUUUUGUUCAAUUACUGGUACCGUUCAUUUACAGGUGCAUUUACCCCAUAUUUCAGAGUAAAAAAGUCGAGAGAGAAAAAAGUUGGCGAUUAAACAUUUGUUUUUUGUGGUUUUGGGUUAUUAUUUCAAUAAUUAACUAUUAUAAAUUAAAAAAGAUCAGAAAACAAUACCAAACAACGUAUUUAUUUUCAUUCAAAAAUGUUUAAGUAAGAAAAACAAAUAACGUUUUACAGUAAGGUGUUUUACAAAAGAAUUAGUAUACAAAAAACGUACAAACAAUUUAAAUAAUAUCCUUGUUUCAUAAGGAGUCUAAAUUGGUAUGAUAAGUGCACAAAAACUGUGUGAAACUAAACAUAAUGUAUUGUAAUACAACAAUAGGGAGUAAAUUUACCAAUGGCUUGUCUCCUAUUUUCACAACUCUCUGAUUGAUAAGAAAGUGUUUUUGUAAAAAUAAUGUAACUGUAAGCUAUGGGAUAGUUAUUAUUUUAAACUACGCUUAAGUUACACGAUUAGAUUAUUUACACAGUUGUAAUUAUACUACAGAAUAAUAAAAACUGACUAAAAGUUACUAUAAUUGGUAAGUAAAAUACAAUAAUGAAAUGAAGGUAAAAUCCAUUGCAAUUGUUGUUCGAACUGACGCCCGCCGUUUCUUAUGCAAGCCCGUAGUCUUUUUCUCAUGUUGGUACGCGUGUCAGCAGCAGCAAUAAUUCUUUCAACUGUGCAAGAGUGUCUAUGGGCUCAGCGUACACCAGUGACUUCAUGUGCCCCCCAUAAAUAAUAGUCAUACGGUGUUAAAUCUGGGCUCCUCGCUGGCCACGGUGUCGGUCCACCUCGGCCAAUCCAGCGACAAGGAUAUUUAUCGUCCAGGCACUGUCUAACACCCAGACCGAAAUGCGCGGGACAGCCAUCGUGUUGGUAGAUCAUCUGCAUCCUGAUAUUCAGAGGCAGGUCUUCGAGAUACUCCCAGAGUUCGGAUCUCAAAAAGUUUUCAUAGGAUUCGCCAUUCAGGUUGUCAGGCAAAAAAACUGGUCCAAUUAGAUACGUAUGAAUGAUUCCCAUACACACGUUUGCCGAAAAUCUUCUUUGAUAGUCUCUUGGCUUUGCCAUGUGGGGUUUUGCUUCUCGUGGGGCCCAAUAAUGUAAGUUGUGAUAAUUUGUUGUCCCCUCUCUGUCAAACUUAGGCUCGUCAGUCCACAAUAUUUUAGUUAAAUAGUCGUUUUCUUCUUGAUCCCGAUGAAGCAUGUAUCGACAAAAAUCAAUUCUUCUUGCGGGAUCUCCUUCUUCUAAUACUUGAACCGGUGUUUAAUGGAAAGGGUAAAGUCUCGCCGAAUGCAAAACGAACCAAACUUUCCACUGAGUUAAACCAAGCUGCUUUGCUAUAACUCGUGUAGACCUCGUCGGGUCUCUGCCGUAUCAUUCCAGUAUUGCCUCUCGAUCUUCGUCGUCAAACAACCGAGGUCUACCAGUAUCAUGACGUCUCUCAUGAACCUGUCCACUUUCCUUGACGCGUUGGUACACAGAAGCAAAUACUCGAUGACUCGGUAUUAGCCGAUUCGGAAAACGGUUUUCGUAUUCUCGCCUGGCUUCAACGGAAUUUCCAUCACUUAAACCAUAACAAAACAGAAUAUCAGCGUAUUCUUCGUUACGGUAACUCGCCAUUAUUAAAACUGAUCAAAAAAGUAAAAGUACGUCCUACCGCGUUAAAAGUUGAUAUUCUACUAAAUAACCUAAGCGUUAGUUCCCUUUCCUUGAUCCGUCAGCUGUGUCAAUUCAUAACAGACGCAGAGCUUGCUUCCGAGGAGCGGCGACAGAUUCCGAAUACUUAAACCCGAAUAACGGCACAGGGCACAAAAAAUAACAAGAAGGGUCGAACCAUGAAAGGCUGGGUUUACCUGCUCAGUACAAUGAAAUGCGCUUAGCGGUCCUUUCUAGCAAAGUAAUAUUGUUUUGUUAAAUGGUUUACUUACUGAUAUGUUAUUAUACCAUUUUAGAAAUCUAAUGAAUCAUGGAAGGUUAUUUGUACAUUUUCUUUAUUAUGAUUUUUUUGAAAAAAAGACUUCUUAAUGUGAAAGAUGAAAAUAAAAAUUUUCAUUUAACAUUUAAAUGAAAAUAAAUAUGUUUUCAGUAGUGUUUUCAUAUGUUUUUUAAUUUAUGAGAAUUAUUUAUUUAAAUAAUAACCUGAAAACACCAAAGAAAGAAUGUUUAAUCACCAACUUUUUUUUAUCUCAACUAUUUUACUCUGUAAUCUGGGUUGUUUUUUUUAAAAUUAAAUCUUUUAUAACUGUUUAACCUUUAAAUAUAGGGUAUGGUAUUAUAUACUAAUUUUAAUAGCAAAUGAGCAAAUGUUUUACACCUAUUUACCUGUCACCCUGUAUAAUAUAUGUCAUUGGUCAAUAAAUUACAUGGGAUGUUCACAAAAUUUGUAAUCUCUAUAUUUUUUCAAAUUUGGGACAUUCCUUUACACGACGCAUAGAUCUUGGUCAAAUAAUCGAUAUUUUGCUACAAAUUCUUAAGAUUACCGAGAUGUUAGGCUCCGCAAAUCAAUCAACGGCCGCUUUUGUAAACAAAACCUUCUACGUCGUUCUAAAAAAAAAAAAAUGGCACACUCUUACAGCGAACAAUAUCGGGUUAUCCAUAUUAUUUUAAUUUACGGUGUCUUUAAAAUGCUACCGAGGCUUCUCGAGUACAUGCAGAUUCUUUUUUAAGUCCUUCCUGAUUUCUUUUUGUUGCGAUCAAGUUUUGCAUCUUUGACGGCAUAAGUAAAUUGAUAGUCAACUUGCGUGCUCGAGAAAUUUUGUUACAUUUAGUGGCGCCACCUUUACGUGUUCCUCGGGUAAAACCGCGUUCAAUAGAAUUUUAGCGAUAUUCAACAUGAACAUUGGGCCCAUUCCACUCAUUUAAGGAAAAGUUGGAUAUACGUGGUACAUGUAGCCCUGAAAUUGUAACAUGAUGUAUUGUUAUGACAUAAUGAAUUUUGGAAGAUGAAAAAUUGAAUUUGUACUGUAUAUCAAUAUA